CAGGCUAACUAAGGUCAUGUUUAUGUAGCAGUUAUUACCCAACAAAUUGGUGUUUGAUGUAGAAGACCUUGCAUUUUUGUCAUAAUUUUGCAUGAUGGACCACAAAAUUUGGAGUUUUAAUUGUUGACUACCAAACUUACAUUGAAAAUGAGUUGUUCGAAAGCAUGUACAUACUUCCUAAGCACUGGUCUUAUGACCCUCUUUGCGAUUGCUGGUAUUGUGUUCUCUAGCCUUGCAGGGUCAGGCAUCGGAAUUGAUCUUGGAAUAUUCCACAACACCAUUGGAAACUUGUCGCAUUUUUACCAACUCGAAGCAACUCCAGCCGAUUGGACAUUCUCCAUUUGGGGUUUCAUCUACUGUUUUGAGAUGCUCUGGAUUGUAUACGCAUUAUCGACAUUAUGUCGCUCGACCAAACAAGGCCCGGUCUAUUCAGUUGCACCUGUUCUACCACCUGGAUUCACGUCGCUGUACAGCAUCAACCAGGUGCUCAUGGUCGGUUGGUUGUUCCUCUGGGAUCGGAAAUACAUCAGCUAUUCUGGCUUAGAUUUGUUGUUUGUUUUUGUGACUGGCGCCCUCUGUCUUUGGAUUAAUUACAGACAAGUAGAUCAGUAUAAGUCAUACAUGCAACAAAACCUAAUGGGUGACUUAGUGGCUAACCGUCUUCUGGUUCAGAAUGGCAUUGCAAUGUACACCACCUGGACCCUCGUCGCAACCCUUAUUAAUGGCGCCGUUGUUUUGAAGUAUGAAGCGAUGGUGGAUGGCGAGUUGGCAUCCACAAUAAUGUAUAUCGUGAUCAUAUUAGUAGCUACUUUGUACUUUUCGCUAGACAUGUCAGUCUGGGAAAAAUACACUCGCUAUACCCUAACACCCUACAUCGUCGUGAUUGUUGCCAGUCUUGGAAGCCUCAAUUUCGAUUUUGACCUUGACACCACUUUGUCCAUUUGUGAGUUUGUAGCUCUUAUCCUGGGUUGCGUCUUCCUGAUCGGUAAACUCAUCCGUACAUGCUUUAGUGCAACAUGUUAGUUCUAAUAGGAUGAUUAAACCACCUACCUGUAAACACAAUUUUUUUUACUUAUUUUGCAAAUACUUUUCGACAUUUUCGUUUCAUAUGUCUGUAAAUGGUCUGUUUUGGUAAACUCCAGAUUGGAUUUCGUUUUUUGUAAAGUUUAAGGAGCAUUUUUAUUUACUAUAUUUCAACCUGUAAAGAAAAUAUGUAGACUUCAGGGAAAAGUUUGAGUUCAUUUAACUAAAGUAAAUUAUUAUUAUUUUGUGAAGAAUUGCUAUUUUAUUCAUUUGGUAACUCCGAAGAAUGACAACCUGUGAUUCCAUAAUUUAUUCUGUUUUGUUCUUUAUUUGAACAUUUUCAAGAAGAACGCAACAUAGAAUGAAUUAUGGCCUCACGGUUGUCAUUCUUUGGAGUUACCAUACCAUAUUUUUUUUGCUAAUAAUAAAUACUGUAUCCUUUGGUUUUUGUAUUGUAUUAUCUCAAAGAGUAUAAAUAGAACUGCAUUGGAAACCACCUUUGGGACUUAAAAAUGUGGGUAGUGCACUGUAUACUCAUUGAUUAUAUGCAUUAUAUGUUUUAUUUAGUGAUCAUUAAAUAUUGCACAUAGUAUUUUUGUUAUAAUAAUUUGUAUUUUGACAAUAGAUGAUACUUCAAAGUGAGAUUUAUAGAAAUGUAAUAAAUAUUAUCCUAUUACGAAUUAUAAUAUUAAAUUAAUAUCUAACAUUGUCAUCAUGUAUUUAUUCUUUUUUAUUUUCAUUAUGUAUUUUUGUGUGUAUAUAUUUUCCUUGCAUGAAUAAUCUACAAAAGUAUUAUGUAUUUAUGUUUUCUCCUACAAUUUUAAAUCGUAUAAGUUCAAAUAGUUUGUUCAAACGUAUAAGUUCGGAACAAAAUGAUUCUAUUAUUUUUUUCUGUUGUAGCAUUGCAUAUGUAAACUCAGGUGUUAAUAUCAGAGAGAAACUAUAAUUAUAUUAGUACAACACUUAAGAUAACAUGAAGUUCAUUAUAAUAAAUAGUGCUGAAAAAGAAUA
Molecule: messenger RNA, 2034 nt
Organism: Anneissia japonica
Lineage: Eukaryota; Metazoa; Echinodermata; Crinoidea; Comatulida; Comatulidae
Exons: 4
Coding region: 148-1023 (291 amino acids)
Source: RefSeq, a predicted model, not a curated record